Molecule: messenger RNA, 1793 nt
Organism: Rhodotorula graminis WP1
Lineage: Eukaryota; Fungi; Basidiomycota; Microbotryomycetes; Sporidiobolales; Sporidiobolaceae
Exons: 9
Coding region: 1-1680 (559 amino acids)
Biological process (GO): protein neddylation
Cellular component (GO): cytoplasm
Molecular function (GO): NEDD8 activating enzyme activity
Source: RefSeq, a predicted model, not a curated record
AUGGCCGAGGACCUCCUCCAGCCUCCCGUCCAGGACUCUGUCCCGCUCCCGCCCGUCGCACAGCCUGCCUCGGACCGCCCCGACGCCCACACCGCCAAGUUCGACCGCCAGCUCCGGCUGUGGGCCAAAUCGGGCCAGCAGGCGCUCGAGGAGGCCCACGUCCUCGUCGUCGGAGCCAACGCGAGCGCCGCCUCGACCCUCAAGAACCUCGUCCUCCCAAACGUCGGCCAGUUCACCAUCAUCGACCCCGAGACCGUCACCGAGGCCGACAUCGGCGCCAACUUCUUCCUCGACCCGUCGAGCCUCGGCCAGCCCCGCGCCGAGCAGGUCGUCCGCUUCCUCCUCGAGCUCAACGGCGACGUCAAGGGCCACGCGCUCGUCCAGCCCCUCUCGACCCUGACCGACCUGUCGCCCUACACCCUCGUCCUCGCCGUCGACGUCGAGUCGCCCGCCGAGCUCCUCGCCCUGUCGGACGCCGCGUGGGACAAGCACAUCCCGCUCAUCAAGGUCGACAGCGCGGGCUUUUACGCGGCGCUCCGGACCCAGGUCAACGAGGUCACCAUCGUCGAGACGCACCCCGAGUCGAUCGUCGACCUGCGCCUGUCGCACCCGUUCCCGGCCCUCGUCGCGCACGCCCACUCGUUCGACUACGCCGCCAUGGACUCGGCGCAGCACUCGCACGUGCCCGCCGUCGUCAUCCUCGUCAAGGCCCUCGAGCAGUGGAAGCUCGCUCACGACGGCAAGGUCCCGACGGGCUCGACCGAGCGCAAAGAGUUCAUGGACGGCGUCGCGCGGCAGAAGCGCCAGAGCGACGAGGAGAACUUUGACGAGGCCGUGACGCUGUUUCGCCGUGCGGGGACGAGGCCCGGGAUCCCGAGCGAGAUCGAGGCGCUGUUUUCCGACCCGGCGUGCGAGAACAUCACGGCGUCGACCCCGGUCUUCUGGCUCCUGCUGCACGCCGUGCGCGCCUUUGUCUCGCACCCGUCCAACCCGUCGCGGCUCCUCCCACUCUCGGGCGCGCUGCCCGACAUGAAGGCCUCGUCGUCGGGCUACGUCGCGCUCCAGACCCUGUACAAGCACAAGGCGCGCGAGGACCUCGCCCUCGUGCGUGCGCUCGUCGCCGACACGCUCGAGCGCGUCGGCCUCGACCGCGACAGCGUUGGGUCGGACGAGAUCGAGACGUUUGUCAAGCAUGCGGCGUGGCUCAAGGUGGUCAGGGGACGGAGCUUGAGGAUGGAGCACGAGGCGUGCGCGCUCAAGGGCCAGGUCGGUGCGCUCCUGGCGUCCGCCUCGUUCCAGCAACCGCCCGACGCGUCCCUGUUCAUCUACACGGCCCUGCGCGCCGCGAGCCUGUUCACGGCCGAGCACGCGCGCUCGCCCGACCGCGACGACGCGCCGGCGCUGUAUGCGCUCGCCGAGCGGCUCGUGCGUGAGUGGAGCGAGGGCGAGGACCUUGAGGGCAUGGGCGUCGAGGAGGGGGGGUGGACCGAGGGACUGCGCAAGGUGUGCGCCGAGGUUGCGCGCGCCCCGCCGGGCACGACGCUGCCGCAGACGAGCGCGCUCCUCGGCGGCCUCGUCGCGCAGGAGGCCAUCAAGCUCAUCACGCGCCAGUACGGCCCGCUCGACCGCGUGUGCGUGUGGGACGGGAUCCGCAGCGGGACGGGCGUGCUGAGGCCGUGAGCUGAUCCCGGCGCUAGAGCUCUGGAGGGGUCGAGCCGAGGUCGAGAGACGCUGCGUGGCUGGGACACGCUGUAGAUACGCUUGACUUGAACAGAGAGACGCUUUCUCUUCUC